UCUGCUUCCUCUGCUUUCUUUGCUGUAGUGGUAUACAUAAGAGAGAAGGUUUCCUGGAUCUCGACGCUAAAACCCUUGCAAACUCCUCCUACCUACCGCUCCCCCAAGCUCAAGCUCCAUCAAUGGCUGCGAACCAGCAGCUUGUCACUCGUCGCCAUCUCCUUCUCCUUCUUCCUCCUCUGCUUGUGCUCCUCCUCGCUUCUCAUCACCAGGCUGCUGCUUCCGAUCCACUGGUGACGACGAUGCACGGCAUGAGAGCGAGGUCCCUGCUCCAGGCCCCAAAACUAGACUGCCCGAAGGUGUGCUACGGCCGGUGCAGCAACAACUGGAAGAACGAGAUGUGCAACGACAAGUGCAACGUCUGCUGCAAGCGCUGCAACUGCGUCCCUCCCGGCACCGGCCAGGACACCCGCCACAUCUGCCCCUGCUACGACACCAUGAUCAACCCGCACAACGGCAAGCUCAAGUGCCCGUAGGCCGUAGACAGACAUUCAGGUCGCACACCCCGGCAGCUAGAUCUCGUCACCACUAGUCUCAUAGAUAAUGUACUGUGUGGUUUGCAGCAAUCUGCUCUCUCUCUCUCUCUCUCUCUCUCUCUCUCUCUCUCUCUCUCUCUCUCCCUC
Molecule: messenger RNA, 623 nt
Organism: Lolium rigidum
Lineage: Eukaryota; Viridiplantae; Streptophyta; Magnoliopsida; Poales; Poaceae
Product: gibberellin-regulated protein 2-like
Exons: 3
Coding region: 123-476 (117 amino acids)
Source: RefSeq, a predicted model, not a curated record